Molecule: messenger RNA, 969 nt
Organism: Mixia osmundae IAM 14324
Lineage: Eukaryota; Fungi; Basidiomycota; Mixiomycetes; Mixiales; Mixiaceae
Exons: 2
Coding region: 1-969 (322 amino acids)
Molecular function (GO): oxidoreductase activity, acting on the CH-OH group of donors, NAD or NADP as acceptor
Source: RefSeq, a predicted model, not a curated record
AUGCACUCGGCGCAACGUCAUAGCAUGUCAGCCUCUGUGAGAUGCGCGCUUCCUUGCAUGUCAUGUCUCCGCGGGAAGACCGUCAGCAGGCCAUCGAGCCGAAAGCGGACGACACAGCAUGACAAGAUGAAGCCUCACUGCACCAACACCGCAUUGCAGCAAUCGUUUGAGCAUACCGACAGACAUCCCCGCGCAAAGCAGACACCCAUGUCGACAUCGUACUUGAUCAUUGGCGCCAAUCGCGGUAUCGGCUUUGGGUUCGUGCGUCAGCUUGCAGUCAAGCCUGACACGAUCGUCUAUGCUUCCUAUCGCAAUGCUGCCAAGUCUGCUGAACUCAUCGAAUUUGCAAAGGCGCACGAGAAUGUCUCUUUGCUCACGCUGGACAUGACGGACGAAAAGUCAGUCAAGCAGGCAGCUAACGAGCUCAAGAGACAUACUGCGUCAAUUGACGUCGCCAUCUUCAACGCGGGCGUGCAAGGCUUCGUUGGCGACGUGCUCGAGACGUCCCCCAAAGUCUACCUCGAUCACUUUGAGCAGAACGUCGUCGGCCCACUGAUCCUGACGCAAGCGUUUGCUCCCUUCCUGUUGGCCAGCACGAGUGGCCGACGCGAGCUCGUCUAUCUGUCGACUGCUGCAGGCUCGAUCGGUAAGCUGCCAGACGUCGAUGGACUCGUCACUGCCGUCUUUGGCGCAAAGUCGUAUCCCUUCGGCCAUUACGCAGCAUCAAAGGCUGCGCUCAACAUGCUCGGUCGGGUCGUGGCGCUAAGCCUCGAGAAGAAGGGCAUCAACGUCUUGCUGGUGCAUCCGGGACUCGUGGCGACCGACAUGUCGACCAUGGCGGAAGGUCAGAAUGGUGCAAUUACUGUCGACGAAUCUGUGGAGACGACGCUCAAAGUGAUCGCAUCCGCCGAGAUCGGUAAAGGCCAGGAAGGCAUACUAAGCCAGGAUGGCUCGAUAAUCCCCUGGUGA